ACUUUAAAUUCUGCGAUCGGUUCCGUUUUCAUGUGUGUCCUUCGGAUUUUCGGGGGUCACGGCGGUUCCGGAGGCUGCGGAUCGGAAACAAGAUGAGCUCCCAGAGAUAGUUGAGCGACAAGGAGACACCGCAACCUCGGCAGAUCGGGACGGAGCCGACGGAACAUUGAACGCGGACGGCGCCGACUCGUCUGCGCCAUUGUCGAGGUUUGCGGGAAGAUGAGGAGCCGCAGGAAUUCCGGAGUGCGCCUCGACUACUAUCAGCGCCUGGUGUGUCGAACGAUAUUGGACUUUCAGGACCCUGUGAGCGGGCUGAUACCGAGCCAGAAGCAGGGAGAUCAUGCCUGGGUGCGAGAUAAUGUCUACUCCAUUCUUGCCGUCUGGGCCCUCUCGAUGGCCUACAAGAAAAAUGCUGACUUGGACGAAGACAGGGCUAAGACGUAUGAACUUGAACAGGCGUGUGUGAAGAUGAUGCGAGGCCUGUUGACGGCCAUGAUGCGCCAAAAGGGCAAGGUGGAGAAGUUCAAGAUGACACAGAGCCCCACCGAUUCGCUGCAUGCCAAGUACAGCUCGGAGACUUUGGGCUCGGUGGUGGGAGACGGGGAGUGGGGACACCUGCAGCUGGAUGCCACCUCCCUCUACCUCCUCGUGCUGGCUCAGAUGACGGCAUCUGGGCUGCAGAUAGUAUUUAAUCUAGAUGAAGUUGCCUUCAUCCAGAAUUUGGUAUUUUAUAUUGAAACAACUUACUGCAUACCUGACUAUGGAAUUUGGGAACGUGGUGACAAGACAAAUCACGGCUUGCCUGAACUCAAUUCAAGCUCAAUAGGAAUGGCAAAGGCAGCCCUUCAAGCGUUAGACGACCUGGAUUUGUUUGGAGGCAAGGGAGGCCCCUUUUCAGUGAUUCAUGUCUUAGCUGAUGAGGCCCAAAAAUGCAAUGCAGUGCUACAGUCAAUGCUUCCAAGAGAGUCGAAUUCAAAGGAAGUAGAUGCAGCACUGUUGUCGGUCAUUGGCUACCCUGCCUUUGCAGUGGAUGACCUGGACCUCAUAACAUUAACCCGGGAAAGCAUCCUGCAGAAACUCAGGGGCAAAUAUGGUUGCAAACGGUUCUUGAGGGACGGCUACAAGACAGCAAAAGAGGAUCCGACAAGGCUUUACUAUGAAUCUUGGGAACUGCAACAUUUUGAGAACAUUGAAUGUGAAUGGCCUCUCUUCUUCUGUUACCUAGUCAUUGAUGCUUGCUUCAGAGGAGAACGGCUCGAGGUGGAGGAGUACUCGGAUGCCCUGGAGCAGCUGUUGCUUCGUACAGAAGACGGGCUCAAGCUCGUGCCUGAAAUGUAUGCCGUUCCGCCCGACAAGGUUGAAGCAGAGUACAAGGCCCCCCACAGCCAGCAGCGCGUUCAUGUCGGCAUGACGCCUUUCAUGUGGGCACAGUCCCUCUUCAUAAUCGGCCGGCUCUUGCAAGAGGGUUUCAUUGUCCCUGGAGAAUUGGAUCCACUAAACCGAAGAUUAGCAUCAGAGAAAAAGCCCGACGUGGUGGUCCAAGUUGUGGUGCUUGCUGAAGAUCAUAUCAUCCAAGAAAAGUUGAUGCACCACGAAAUAUUUGUGCAAACGAUCCAAGAUGUCCCGGAUUUUGAGGUCCUGCCUGCCAGAGUUCUGGGGCACAUUUACACAUACUUAGGCCGCAGCUCCAAGUUGAAUCUCAGUGGACGUCAGUCGAGAGACGUGGGCAUCCUUAGCACAAGCAAGAUGUACUUGUUCAAGGAUUCCCUGCUAGUCUUCACUCCGCAGUUUGCAGACCAGCACCGGUUUUACCUGGCUUCAGACACUGACCUGCUGGUUGACACUUUUAAGACGGAGGUGGCCUACCUGAAGUCUGCGUGGCGCAUGCUGGGGAGGCCAACUGUGAUUCUGCCCGUUUCUCAGGACUUAUUACAGAAUGGGAAAAUUCCGGGAGAAAUUAUUGCCACCAUAAAGAAGCUAAAGAGCGGGUAUACAACAGGAACGAGGAUAUUACUUGGGACUUUGGAUGAGUUUGUCAGUACCUCCUCCGUUGCUAGCUUGAGCUUCAUUGGAAACAUUGAGGAAGGUCAUCCAGAACGUGUACCUGCGGAAUUGAGAGAUUACCUGAACAAGGAAUUCAGCAGGAAGGACCUGCGAAGAGAUUCCAUCUUUCUGAGGAGGCAGUCCAUCUGCCCCAAGAGCCCGGCUGUCCACGGCACCAGCCACAGGAAACUCGGUGUCUCGGGUGUCGUGAGACGCUCGCGCUCGAUUUACGCCGACAACUUCUUCUCUUUUGAGCAGCCGGCCCUCCCAAAGGACACGCUGCCCUCGUUGCAAGAGGGCCAGAGCCAAGGGUACGGAGACAGCCCGUCCCCAGCCUACGACAGCGACGAGGAAGAGCUGUGCGAGGUGGUGGAUGUGCCGGGCAAGAGCAGCCUGGGCCUCUCGGACCUCCAGCUGGGAAACAUCUCGGAGAAGGAGCUGGUGGACCUGCUCGAGGAGAGCGACUCCCUCGAAGAGCACGGGGACAUCCUCCACUGCCUCGUGCUCAACAAGGGCCUGAAGUGGGACACAGAGUUGGGUGACGGUGGUCAAGUGAUUACGGUGAGGCAUCUCCUGAAGGAGCUCUACGAAAAGGCGUACAAGGAACGCAAGUGGGGUCUCGUCAGGCACGUUGCAGGUCUGCUGGGCAAGAAGGUAGAAGAUCUGGCAAAGGCUGUGACAGAUCUUCUGGUGAGGCAGAAACAAGUGACAGUAGGCAUGCCUCCCAUGAAUGAAUAUACUAUCACAAGACCCCAGCCUGCUAAGCAACUGCGCAUUAUCAUUUAUAAAACCUAUGGAGGGGAUAAGAGUGCAGUUAUGCUGACCCAAGAACUGCUUGUGUACUUGUCAAUGUUCAUCCGAACAGAACCAGAGCUCUUUCAAGAGAUGCUGAGACUCCGCGUUGGCCUCAUCAUCCAAGUGAUGGUCUCUGAACUUAGUCGCUCCAUCAAGUGUUCAGCAAACGAAGCGUCCGAAUAUCUUCUCAACAUGCGUCCCUACGAGAUGAAGAUGCUUUUACGACAAAUACUCAGUGGAAAAGAAUUUGUGAUCUGUCACACUUGUGAAGGUGUUGCAAUUCAAGGCAGUGCAAUGAGCAAGCAAGCGCAGCAGCACACAAUGAGGCGUGACAUCACGUCUACAAAGAAGUCGGACGACUCUUUUGACCGUCAAGGACAGUGGAUACGAAGGCGUAGGUUGGACGGAGCGCUGAAUAGGGUCCCCAUGGGGUUCUACCCCAAAGUCUGGAAGCUGCUUGAAAGGUGUGUGGGACUGUCCAUCGAAGGCAAAGUACUUUCACAGCAUCUCACGCGAGAGAUGACUUCCGGAGAACUCAAAUUUGCCCUGGAAGUUGAGCAUGUGCUCAACAGUAUACCCCAACCCGAGUUUCGACAGCUAAAUGUCGAAGCCAUGAUGGUUCUAACACUUCUUGCAGAACACAAUGUUGUCACGUUUAUCAACAAAGUUAUCAAUGUGGACGAGCUCGUCCGCUCUGCCUACAAGAUGUUUCUGGAGGAUCAGAAACGCUGCAAAGGUGAUUCUACGCUGUGCUGUGCCAAUGAUGGCAACACCCCGAGCAAGACCAACUGCAAUAAGGUAGCCAACAUAUGCGAGCACUUCUACGACUCUGCUCCGAGUGGCUGCUAUGGAACAAUGACCUACUUGAUCAAAGCUGUGGCGCAGAAUGUGGAAGACCUGCCCAACACCAGUCUCGACUGCACUAUCAGCUAAAGACAAGAAUUGCCGAAUCAUACCCCUCCAUCCAGUUGAGAACCUACUCUGUCAGAUGUUGGCUCCUAUCUAGUUUUAUGUACUUCUCUUAAAGGGAUCCUUCAACGAAAUUUGAAAUAUACCCGUCGUGUUCAAAAAUAGAUUGAAUAUGAUCUGCAAUAUCCGUAAA
This is a messenger RNA of Ixodes scapularis (black-legged tick), 3940 nucleotides long. RefSeq names its product probable phosphorylase b kinase regulatory subunit alpha. Gene Ontology annotation, biological process: glycogen metabolic process. Gene Ontology annotation, cellular component: phosphorylase kinase complex. The transcript has 31 exons. Lineage: Eukaryota; Metazoa; Arthropoda; Arachnida; Ixodida; Ixodidae. The coding region runs from base 220 to 3771 and encodes 1183 amino acids. Gene Ontology annotation, molecular function: calmodulin binding. The record is from RefSeq and is a predicted model, not a curated record.